Messenger RNA from Nymphalis io (European peacock), 604 nucleotides. RefSeq names its product pupal cuticle protein C1B-like (gene CPF). The record is from RefSeq and is a predicted model, not a curated record. Lineage: Eukaryota; Metazoa; Arthropoda; Insecta; Lepidoptera; Nymphalidae. The transcript is spliced from 4 exons. The coding region runs from base 157 to 597 and encodes 146 amino acids.
CCUGCAUACGCUUUUACCGAAGCUCAGUAUUCGAAAUAUACGUGAUAAGUGUAUUCUGACACAUGCCCUUUAAUACGAAUUUGUCAGACAAUAAUAUAAAAGGUAACACGGGCCCGUUUGAACACCAUAUCACAACGAACUUCAGAAACAUUAACAAUGAUGCUAAAGCUAUUAUUGUUGGUGUGUGUGGCCGUAGCUGUCCAGGCAGGAUGGCUUAUUGCACCUGCCACUUACUAUGGCUCCUAUGCCUAUGGUGGCUGGAAUCCAUUCAGCUCAUAUCUAGCUCAACCGGCUAUUGCUACACAACAUUCUAAUAUACUAAGAUCACCAUUUAAUUUGGGUCAGGUUUCUACCUACUCUAAGGCCGUAGAUACUCCAUUUUCGAGUGUGCGCAAAGCGGAUGUACGUAUAAGCAAUCCCGGAAUCGCAAUCGCUCCAACUUACCAUGGCAUAGCUUCACCUCUAGUGUCCCAUGUUGGCGCACCUCUACCUGUUCCUAGAGUGGCAACCGGUCUUUUAGGCGUGGCAUUCUCUGCUGCACCUGCGGUAUCACACAUGACCUAUACUUAUGGACUUGGCCUGGCCUAUGGAUGGUAAUUAUGGG